Molecule: messenger RNA, 827 nt
Organism: Notodromas monacha
Lineage: Eukaryota; Metazoa; Arthropoda; Ostracoda; Podocopida; Cyprididae
Source: the annotation of a GenBank genome assembly
UGGCCUUUUUCAGAGGAAUAAAGUGGCUCCGUUCGCGCAGCGGCUUUUGUGUCAAUUCAGGGCGCCAUGGGUGACGACGACUAACGGGCGACUCUUCGUAUUUCUCCCUGAUUCCCCUUCCCGUGGCGUGGAAAAAAAAGAGACGCUUUUCACUGCAUUUUCCCUGAAGAAAAAUUUCCUAAACGCCGAGGAAGAAACGGAGGAGAACGAGAGAAGAAGAAAAAUAGUAAAUUGAACGUGCGCGCGUUUUUAUUACAAGUGUGCAUUUUUGUAGACGGCGUCGGGAAGUCGUCGUUGUGUGAUAAAAAGUUAUUUUUCGGAACUGGAGAGGGGAACUGGCGUUGGAACUUCCGAUCCAGUGAAGUGGGGUUUGGGCUCCGCGCAACACACUUAUGAGUGAGGAGGCUGAAUCCCCGUUGCGACCCGGCUGCUCGUCGGAAACCAACAGCGCGAAACACCGGAAGUACGGAAGCAAAUGCAUUUGGACGAAGGAUGAGGAUGAGAAGCUGAAAGUGCUGGUGGACAAGUUUGGCGAACGAUGGGAUGUAGUGGCGAGUCUCGUCGGCUGCGGCAAGACGGACGUGCAGUGCCAGCAUCGAUGGCAUAAAGUCGUGAAUCCGGAGCUAGUCAAAGGACCGUGGACCAAGGAGCCUGGUGCCUUGCGUCGCUCGCCCCGUGGCUCCUGCCUCUUGAUCGCGUUUCCUUUGUCGGAAACAGCUGCUCGCGCCGGAAUAGUCUGCAUUGUUGAUAUGUUACCAGGUGAGAGGACGAGGCAGGUGGGCCCGACUUCACCUAUUGGUAGGGGAGGAGGAGGAGGUUUUGCUUGA